GCGUGCGUCAGGUGCAGUCAUGGAGGCGGAGGAGGCGGACGUGGAUGUGGAAGGCGAUGUGGCAGCAGCUGCACAACCUGGAAAUGAUGUAAACACAGCAUCAGUUUUUCAAGAUCAUUAUCUUGAUUCAACGUGGAGAAGGGAGAAUGGCUGUCUUCCUUGGACUCUGGAUAGCACCAUCAGUGACGAGAAUAGAGCUGUCAUUGAGAAAAUGCUGUUGGAAGAAGAGUAUUAUUUAUCUAAUAAAUCACUUCCAGGAAAAUUCUGGGUUAAUCAAAAGGAGGAUGAUAAAAAAUACACAAACAGGGUGCAUUCUCCUAAAAAACCAGCCAGUUAUUCAGUAAAGUGGACGAUAGAAGAGAAAGAACUGUUUGAACAAGGAUUGGCUAAAUUUGGCCGGAGGUGGACUAAAAUCGCAGCCCUAGUUGAAAGUCGCACAGUUUUACAAGUGAAGAGUUAUGCCAGACAGUACUUUAAAAACAAGGUAAAGUGGGGUGUGGCGAAAGAAAUACCAACUCAGAAGAGCAGCAGUGGUCUUCAGGUUAAAAAUAAAGAAGAAAAGAUGAAGGUGUGGGCAAAAUCAUGUUUAAGGGGUCGUGCUGAUCCCAACCUGAAUGCUAUAAAAAUUGAGAAGUUAUCUGAUGAUGAAGACGUAGACAUCACAGAUGAGCUAGAUGAGUUGAUUUCUCAAACAUCACAGAAGAAUUCCGGCAACCAUCUUACCUUAGAUGUUCCUAAUAGUAAAAUGUGUAAGACCGACCAAGGAGAAUUAUGCCACGAAGGUUCAUCAGCUAAGUCUUCAGGAGAAUGUCUUCAGAAUGUGAAACAGAGUGAAGCGGAAGCAUGUUCAAGCUCAGAAAUUACAUCACGGGCUGAAAAACAGAACAAUAAUGGCAAAAACUCAGUCGAAUUAAAUGAGAAAUACAGUAAACUGGUUGAAGAAUGCACUGCACAAGGUGGAGAACUAACAGAGGAAGCCAAGCACUUACCUUCUCCAGAGCCCUGUGAGGCUCAGAAGGACUCAAGUGGAAAUGAAGUGGUUUUGCUCCCUUGCCAGAUGGAGGAGGAAAACCAUGAAGGAGAAGAGCUUAAGCCGCCAGAACAAGAAGUAGAAAUAGACAGAAACGUCAUUCAAGAAGAAGAAAAGCAAGCAAUUCCUGAGUUUUUUGAGGGGCGCCAAACUAAAACACCAGAACGCUAUUUGAAAAUUAGAAACUACAUUUUGGAUCAGUGGGAAAUAUGCAAACCGAAAUACUUAAAUAAGACCUCAGUACGUCCUGGCCUGAAGAACUGUGGGGAUGUUAAUUGUAUUGGACGGAUUCAUACAUACCUCGAGUUGAUAGGAGCAAUCAAUUUUGGAUGUGAGCAGGCAGUAUAUAACAGGCCACAACCAGUUGAUAAAGUACGAGUGACCGACAGAAAAGAUGAAGAAGCAGCAUACCAGCUUGCCUGGCGCCUGCAGUCUAUGCGAACAAGAAGACGUAGGGUCCGAGAUCCAUGGGGAAACUGGUGUGAUGCAAAAGACUUAGAAGGGCAAACAUUUGAGCAUCUGUCUGUGGAGGAGUUGGCAAGAAGAGAAGAGGAGGAAAAGUGCAAACCUAUUAAAUUUUCCAAAGCUUCAAAACUUCCAAAAAGCUCAUUUGAUCCCUUCCAACUGAUACCUUGUAAUGUUUUCAGUGAAGAAAAGCAGGAACCAUUUCAGGUGAAAGUAGCUUCAGAAGCACUUUUAAUAAUGGAUUUGCAUGCCCACGUGUCUAUGGCAGAGGUGAUUGGCCUUUUAGGAGGAAGAUACUCAGAGGCUGAGAAGAUCCUUGAAGUCUGUGCAGCAGAACCGUGUAACAGUCUGAGUACAGGACUUCAAUGUGAGAUGGAUCCUGUAUCACAGACACAGGCCUCAGAAACCUUGGCUCUUAGAGGCUACAGUGUUAUUGGGUGGUACCAUUCUCAUCCUGCAUUUGAUCCUAAUCCAUCUUUACGAGAUAUUGACACACAAGCCAAAUACCAGAGUUACUUCUCCAGAGGAGGAGCAAAAUUCAUUGGAAUGAUUAUUAGUCCAUAUAAUCGAAGUAAUCCUUUACCAUAUUCCCAGAUUACCUGCUUGGUUAUAAGUGAAGAAGUUAGCCCUGAUGGUACCUAUCGUUUACCUUACAAAUUUGAAGUACAACAGAUGUUAGAAGAACCUCAGUGGGAAUUAGUGUUUGAAAAGACAAAAUGGAUAAUCGAAAAGUACGGACUUUCUCAUAGCAUCCCAAUGGAUAGACUCUUCCGCCAGGAUUCUGACCUAACUUGUCUGCAGAAACUUUUGGAGUGUCUAAGGAAAACACUAAGCAAAGUAGCCAAUUGCUUCAUCGCUGAGGAAUUCUUGACUCAAAUAGAAAAUUUGUUCCUUUCCAAUUACAAAAGCAAAGAAGAAAAUGGACUGGCAGAAGAGAACAGUACAAAGGAAUUGUUCAUGUCGUUAUCUUAAAUGUCUACAUGCUCUGGCAGCUGCAGAUGGCCCAUCUGCCAACUUUGACCUCCUGAGAAUAGUUAGAGCCAAGACCUUAAAGAGCACAGAUGAGUCUGGAGCUUGAGGGGGCAUGUAACACAGAAGUUCAUGGAAAAAAACAAACAACAAAAAAAAACAGGAAGGAAGAAACAAAGAAGGAAGGAAAGAAAAGUCCUUUCCAACAAGGUUUGCAGAAGUAGAGGACCAGAGUCGCCUGAGUCUCUUCAUGCUAUGUUCUAUUUUUAUUGGUACAUACAACUGUAAGAUGAGCUUAAAUUUUGUUUCUUAUUCUGGUGUAGCUAAGGAAACUUAAUAAUAGUACUUCUCCCAUAUUAGACUUACUGUUCUUCAAAACUAAUACUCAAGAAAACAAAAUCAGUGAAACAAGACCAGUAAGGUAAAACUCCCUGGCCACCAUUCUCCAGUUCUUUUAAGUGGCCAGGAACUCCCAUUCGGAGAGCUGGUUUGGCCAUGUGCUCAAUGCUCAUGAGGUUUUAGGCCCUAAGCACUUUAGCUCACUUGGACUCCUUCCAUAGAGAAUUUAAAAUUACAUUUUAUAAUUGUGUUUGUAAAACAUGACAGUAUUCACGUUUUGGGUUAAAAUAUUCUAUUAAUCUAAAACUUGGAUUAUUUUUCCUAAUAAAAUUAACUAAAACAUUUGUUAUAUACCCUUCAAAAUUCCAAGUCGGAGACUGUGCCUGAUGAAUGUUUUUCUCUGCCUAUGUGGGUUGUUGGAACAAUGCAGACAGUAUUCUCCAUCCCUUACCACAUCACUCAGUUAUUCAUUCCACUCCAGCCAGGAGCAUAGCAGCUCCUCCUGUCACAGGCGUGCACAUCUGAACUUCAUUCUUUCCCAUCCUAGCCAGAACCCAGUGUGGCUUAGAUCAUUCAUGGACGCAGUAGUUAGAAAUCAGUAGAUAGGAAUUUUUAUUUUGGUUCCUACUUUUACAGCUUGUGCCCCAUUUGACAGGGUGAGGUUCCUUUCUUCCCUUUCCUCUCAAACCUUUAUAUUCAUCUGUUCUCACAGCUCAUAGCUAUAAGAGCUUUCUAUCAUUCACUGAAAAUAACUAAACAGACCGACUCAGAGAGUCGGUGCAGUCGUUUAUGUCCAGCAUUGGCCCAGGCUUCUCCACAGAAUAUGCCUCCUCUGAGGCCUGGGUAGGUGAAGUCUGUAGUGUGCAGACUGUUAGCACAUUAGGCUCUCCAUUUCUCAGGACAGAGAAAGUAGCAGGCUCGGGAUCCCAGUCUAACCAUCUACUGCUCUGUAGUUUACCUCUUUAGUGUACCUUUUCCCAUGUACAUUGCUGAGUCCCGACUGAAGGCACUGGAGAAGCUGAUGGAACCUCUAUGCCCUCCAAUCGGUGCUCUGCUCUGUACCAGCAGAAGGCACCUGCUUGUAAUACACACUUGCAAUUCACCAGCACACAUCCCAUGUGGGUUUCUCAUCAGUAGGAGAGGUGGCUCCCCAAAUUUCCCUUUUUCUGCUUACCAGCAAGGCACAUAACCUGGUGUCAGGUGACAUGGCACGGAGGCAAGCACUUUACAGAAGCACAAGAAAAGCACACACGUUUUGAUGAACAUAGACUCUAUCAGCAUUAACAAACUUAACAAAGAAACUUCAUCUCGAGAACUGCAUCUCUAGUUUCUCAUUUGUUAAUAAUGCUCUUAUGAUAAUAUGUUUUGUAAUGUGUCUAGAAAAAUCAGAAUAAUGUAAUAUCCUUAGAUGAUUAUUUCCUGACCUUUUUGGAAAAGUUUUAUGCAUGCUUUUAUUACCUGUAACUUUGCUUUCUGGCAUCUCUUCUACCUCAUUUUCUUAUUGCCUCCACCAAAUCAGGAAGAAAUAAAAGCAUCCAGUAGGAACUUAAAAGGUUCUAAAUGAAACUAAAUUUUAAAGCUGAAAUUAAUUCACAGUAUCUGGGUAGCUUUUGUUUUUGUUCUUUGCUGUCUCUGUCAUACAUUCAUGUGAGUUCCACGGAAAAUGCCUGCUCUGUUGUCUCUGAGGUUUCCUAGUAGCUUUUCAAGGAUUCGUUAAAUAUGUUCUCACAGUUCAUAUUUCCUGUUUUAUAUAGUAUCAUAAAAUUGAGACUUGCAUGGUGGUGCACACCUUUAAUCCCAGAAUUCAGAAACAGAGGCAGGAGGAUCUCUGGAGUUUAAGGUUAGCCUGGAACAGGACUACAUAGUAAGACGCUAUCUUAAAAAUAAAACAAAACAAAAGUUUUUAUCAUCUGCUUCAGCAUAUGAAUUCUAACAUUGUAAUUAUAUUUCAGCAUGACUUAUGUAGGUGAGUCUUAUAUUACCUUUAACUGUGUAGACUGGAGUUGACUUGCACAGUUGUGUUGUAUAUAAGAUACUGCAUGUCACUUGAUGAACUUGUUGCUGUUUCCCACAGUAGUAACAGUUUUGUGAAUUUUUUCACUAUGCAUUUACAGUGCUCUAUAACAAUAUGACUUAAAACUAUUUUAUACAUUUAAAUGUUAUGUUGUAUAUAUCUACAUUAAAGAGUAUUGUAAAUAUCAGUUUGUAAAAUUAUGAAAAAUUUUCCCCAAAAUAUAAACUCAUCUUUCCAUACUUGUGAUAUAUUAAAAAUACUGAUUUUAAGCUUUGACAUAUUAUCUUGAAGUGAAAGCUAAGGAGAAACGUGCUGUCAAGUCAAUGUAAGCAAAAUUGUGAAAAUAAAACAGGUGGUUUUUGA
Molecule: messenger RNA, 5180 nt
Organism: Arvicanthis niloticus (Nile rat)
Lineage: Eukaryota; Metazoa; Chordata; Mammalia; Rodentia; Muridae
Gene: Mysm1
Product: Myb like, SWIRM and MPN domains 1
Molecular function (GO): protein binding; metallopeptidase activity
Source: RefSeq, a predicted model, not a curated record